CACAUACAAAGAUAUAUCUCGACUUUAUCACUAGCUCUACUUCAAAGCCAUUAAUUAGCCAAUACCUCUUUCCACUUUUUCUCUAUUUCCUCAUAUCAUUCAUUCUCAUCUCCUUGAGAAGAAGAAAAAAACCCUAAUAUAAGUAUAAUUUUUCUCUACUCAACUAUAUACAUAUAUCAAUCAGAUAGGUCAAAAUGUGGACGAUGGGUUACAACGAAGGAGGUCCAGAUUCUUUCAACGGAGGAAGAAGGCUUCGUCCUCUCAUACCACGCCUCUCUUCUUGUCCUACCGCCGCCCCAAACACCAAUUCUGACCAUCGCUUCAAUAUGGCAGUGAUGACGAUGACGGCGGAGCAAAACAAGAGGGAGCUGAUGAUGCUAAACUCAGAACCUCAACAUCCGCCGGCAGUGAUGGUUAGCUCACGGUGGAAUCCGACCCCGGAUCAGUUAAGGGUUCUUGAGGAGCUUUACAGACAAGGAACAAGAACUCCUUCUGCCGACCACAUCCAGCAAAUCACCGCACAGCUAAGACGGUACGGGAAGAUAGAAGGUAAAAACGUUUUUUAUUGGUUCCAAAACCACAAAGCCCGCGAACGCCAGAAACGACGACGGCAGAUGGAAACUGGCCAAGAAGAAUCGGUCCUUACAACCGCAAGUCUUGUCUCAAACCACGGAUUCGACAAGAAGGACCCGCCAGGUUACAAGGUCGAACAGGCCAAGAACUGGAUAUGUUCGGUCGGAUGCGACACACAACUUGAGAAACCUUGCCAUAAUGAUGACCACGAGGAGGAGCCAGCGAACAUACGGGUCGAGCGGAAUGGUCGUUGUGGAGGAGACGAGAGACGUGGUUUUCUUGGGAGAAACGUCACGUGGCAGAUGAUGCAGUUGCCACCUGGACUCUACCCUUCUUCACAUCAUCACCAGCGGAACCAGCUCGUUCUCAAUUCAACAACUGUUUCCCCCAACGUCUCCACUAGCAGUUUUAAUACCGUUUCUCCUGCUAAAGAUUCGGUCACGCUUUUACCUGUUUUUCAAAGCACGAGAGGAGCAACGAACGCCGAGUCUUGUCUUCGGAAUUGUGAUGACAAUAAAGAUCAAGAAGGACAUGAAGAGUGCUCCAACAGUGAGUCGGAUCAUCAAGAACAAACACUUGAGCUGUUUCCACUGAGAAAAGAAGGGUUUUGUAGCGAUGCUGAGAAAGCAAAGGAGAUCAGUGGUAUUCACUGUUUCUAUGAGUUUCUGCCGUUGAAGAACUAACCCUAGCUAGCUAGCUAUUUGUUGUCUUUCCAUAGCAUGCAAGACCUUUUCUUUUCUUUUUUUUUGUUAUUAGAUGAUCAUAGUUUAAUUAAUCAAGCAAGCUGGAGAGAGAGCUAGGGAAAAGGGGUUUACUUAAUUAGGGUUUUGUCUGGGAGUGAGCGCAGGCGUGUCUUUAUGGUGUUGAUGUUAACAGUUCAUAAGGGUUUGCCUUCAAACGCAC
This is a messenger RNA of Capsella rubella, 1476 nucleotides long. RefSeq names its product WUSCHEL-related homeobox 1. Gene Ontology annotation, molecular function: DNA binding; DNA-binding transcription factor activity. The record is from RefSeq and is a predicted model, not a curated record. Gene Ontology annotation, biological process: plant organ development. The coding region runs from base 195 to 1256 and encodes 353 amino acids. Lineage: Eukaryota; Viridiplantae; Streptophyta; Magnoliopsida; Brassicales; Brassicaceae. The transcript is spliced from 4 exons.